GUUUUAUGGUAAUUCAAAUUGCUCCCGAACUGCAUUCUUUCUCCAGUUUUCUCGCAAAGCGAUGUAAAAUCCAGCACGCUCGUGUUUUUAGCUUCAUUUAAAAGCGCGCGAAGGCCGUCCCGCAGCUAUCGGAUGAUCGGCGCUCACCCUCUGCCAACUUUGUACGAAAUUAACCCAUCCUCGGAUGCGUGAAAUAAGACAUGAAGGUGAUCGACGGUUCGGAGAAACUGAACGGGCCUCUUUCGCCGGCGGGUUAUCAUCGCAGAACGCAUGCGUGAUAGAUCCAUCCUUCGUCCGAGGCGGAUAAACCGCGCUCGCUGAGCUAACUUGUGCCUCUUUGUCGUGCGUUCGUUGCGCGUCAGUUUCCCGUUCCGCUUCUGGCUAGGAGGACGCGCGAUAAGGAGAUCGCGGAAGUGAGCGCAAAAGUGUUCUGCCAGGAAGAGCUAUCGUAUCUUUUACGUGAGAUAAAAUUCCCGCUCCCCAGAGAAUCGGGGAAGAUCUUGCUCCGCCUGCUCCCUACCGAUAUUUAUAAAUCAUCGUGGAGAACAUCGAUCCGAAUUUUACUGAAGACUGUUUUCAUAAUUAUUUUUUGCGAUUCAUUUCGCAGAUGUCUAGUCGCGAUUGAUAUUGGGGUUUCCCAGAAGAUCCCUGAAAUAAUAGGGAGACCUGGUUUUCUUCCUGAAGAAAAUUUUUACUGAGAAGAAAGCCGCUAUUUUCUUUUGCCAUCGAUAUAUUUAUAGUCGGUCGAAGAUACCCUGAGGUGGUUAUCUGUCCUAUUUCCGCUAGCGGGGUUAUAAAUAAUCAAGGGAUUAUCCUGUCUGCAAGAUUACUCGUUUCCGUUUUUGAAACAAAUCUUUAAAUAUAUAUCUUAUACGAAUCUUCAUCUCUCUUUAUUCGGUUUCUCGUUCGGAAUACCAUUCUGAUAAAUCGCCAGGGGAACUUUCGAACGAGUCCGUUCUCUCGAGAAUGAUCUUUACAAAUAAUCAAGAAUAAUCUGAAUUGUUUUCGCUCUUGGGAUCGAUCUUUGCAAAUAAGCCGUGAAGGUACACGAAUCUUUCCGGAAACGAUUUUUGUAAGCAAUCCGGGAAAACGGCGAAUUUCUGCGAAGUCGGCCUUCGUGAAACACCUUGGAGAACUCGGAAUUUUACGGACGGACUUUAACGAUCGAGACACGGAGCUUCGCGUAACCGGCUUAGAACUCCGUUCAUGUCGCAGACUUCGAAGGAGGACGCCGACGCGAUGAAGGCUAACACGGCGGCGACGAAGAUCCAGGCUAAUUUCCGCGGAUACCGCGUGCGCAAGCAGCUGAAGGAAUCCACGCAGCGCCGUCGUCAACAACAGCAGAAUCAGCAGGACCAGAAGCGGAACCAGCAGCAGCUGCAGCAGCAACAGCAGGAACAUAUGAAGCCGAAGGAGCAUCUGCUGAAGAGACAGAGCACUCGGGAGGCGCUCGAGGAGAAAUCGGCGACGAAGAUCCAGGCGGGCAUUCGCGGUUUCCUGGUGCGAAAGAGACAGCAGGCCGUUCAGGCAGCGGCAACGAGGAUCCAAGCCGGCUUCCGUGGCUUCAGGACGCGGAAACUGCUGAAGCAAAACGGCCAAUAAGCUGUCCCUUCCUGACGAUGGUGUGAGAGACGACGUGGGACGUUGACGUGUGCAAGAGCAUUUUGCGGAUUCCUUUGUAACUCGGACAAGACCUGCAAUUGGAUCGGAGGCGAGAAAGGAAAUGACAAUUUCAAUUAAGUUGAUUACAUUGUACGCUUUUGAAACACUCCGUUUGUCUUUGAACUGUAACUUUGUUAAUCCUGUUGGAAGCUAUCUCGGGAAUUGAUCGAUAAUUAACGGAACAUUGCUUUACGACAAUAUUUAUCAUUGUUCUUAUUUUCUCAUUUCGACUUUUUCCAUGAUGACUUUCAUAUGAGAACGAUGGCAAUAAAUAAUAAUGUCGAAGAAAGGAGUAAUGAUCGACGACAUCGCGCCUUGAAGGAAAGCGGUUGAGAUAUAUAAAUAUAUAUAUAUAUAUGUAUGAUAGAAAUUAGUUAAAUAAUUAUACAAAUCUCUUAAUAUACUCUCUUGUUAUAUCAUUUUUUAUGUAAUUAAUGUAAUUAACGCGUUAUAAAUUCGAAUCCUGCAAAUUAUAAUCGAAGAUACAUCUGUAGCGUAAUUUUGUAUCCGUACAGUUCGCGCAAUUAAUGCCUUCCAACCUUGUUUUGUUAUUACGUGUUACUUUUUCGGUUAUUUUUGCGUUCAUGGGCGAAAUACGCGAGUUUCUCCAAUUUCUAUAUGCUUGUUUAGUCCAUUCGACUACGGCCGUGAAUGUGAAAACGACCGAUGAGAAAGUAAACGCGAUGCCUCACCAGUGAACGUGGUGUCAUAGAUUUGAAAGGCAUUAAUUGCGCGAACUGUACAAUCUGUUGAUAAAUGAUACUUGUAUAAUGACUAGCGCAUAAAAAAUGUAUAUAUUAAUAUAUACUUUUUGUUGUUGUACUUGCGUUUUAUGGUUCUG
Molecule: messenger RNA, 2503 nt
Organism: Trachymyrmex cornetzi
Lineage: Eukaryota; Metazoa; Arthropoda; Insecta; Hymenoptera; Formicidae
Product: transcription activator MSS11
Exons: 2
Coding region: 1207-1602 (131 amino acids)
Molecular function (GO): calmodulin binding
Source: RefSeq, a predicted model, not a curated record